UCGCGUAAAUUCAUUCAAAACAUAAAUUUUCCAACGAGUGCUCGUAUAUAUAGGUGGUAAUACAGUGUUUCGCGAAAGUUGUAAUUUUAUCGUCAAACGCGUUAAUUUAUUUCUGAUAACUGCAUUAACGCUUUCAUUUCCUAUUUUUUUUUCAAUUUUAAAAAUUUCAAUCGAGAUCGCGGAAGGCGGAAAUAAACACGCGGUUAUGCCGGUAAUUCCAGGGCAUUCGUCUCAAGAGAAUAGAAAAGCGACCUUUUUCGAUUCGCAAAUGAACAUGUUCGUCGUUUUCGGUGUCGUCUUACUUUUAUGCGCAUCCAUUACACAUGCUGCACCCGCCGGUGACGUCCUCCCUGCCGAUGCUGUUAUCAAUGGUACAAGUACCAAUGUUCCAGAAAUAAAUUCAACGACAGAGUCCACAACACCCGGAAUAAAAAUUUGCCAUUACAGGACACCUUGUGGUUGGGCUGUUUACAAUCGAAUUUCGAGAAAUAUUGAUUUCUUCAUGAAAAAUACUUGCGAAUGUCCAUCGGAUAAAACUUGCGCCCAAGGAGAAGAUAACUUAUCAGUUGGAGCCUACGUUUAUCAUUGUGAAGAUCCACCACCACCAACACCACCCAGAAAAUGGCCGACUACCCCAAUUUACUAUGAAGAUUAAUUGAUUUUCUCAAGGAUAUUUGGAUUGUACAUAUGUUGAGAGUUACCGUGAUGUUUUUUUCAUCUUUUUACUUUUUUUUUUGUUGUAACAUUUAAAUGAAUUAAAAUUAACUUUUCUUAUUUAAUAUAGGUAUUAGGUACCUAUCAUAAUAAUUUAAAAUUAAAUUAAUUUCAUUAAUCCUUUAUUAUUUAUUCACUAUUUAAUUAAGAUUUAUACGCAUUUAUAUUUUUUACUGAAAUUCAUUUAAUUACCUAUACGUACGUAUUAAGUAUUUACAAAGACUGAAAUCUCAAUUAGAAAUUCAUAAUUAUCGGUGUUAAUUUCACGUUCAUUUCGUUAAAUUUGCAAUUCACGUUUAGUAAUAAGAUCCUCUCUUUUUUUUUAGUGUAAUACAAUUAAACAAAAUUGUCAUAAUUUCAAAAUAAAUACCUACAUAAAUAUAGAAAAA
Messenger RNA from Planococcus citri (citrus mealybug), 1103 nucleotides. RefSeq lists its product as uncharacterized. The transcript has 3 exons. Lineage: Eukaryota; Metazoa; Arthropoda; Insecta; Hemiptera; Pseudococcidae. The record is from RefSeq and is a predicted model, not a curated record. Bases 206 to 655 code for a protein of 149 amino acids.